ACCCACCCAUACAGACUAUUUUAAGCAGGUUUAUUGUUUCCAUUUUAUGGCAGUAUGAAAUAGGCUAUCGAUUUAACUUGUCCUAUUUCAACUUUGGCCAAGAUUGGAUUUUUAAACGAGCUGGGCUGGGCAUCUCCAGUCGACCCGCCUGGGAGCAGAGGAUCACAGGGAUUGUGAGACCCGCAGGUCGGAGUGCGCAAAACAACGCGCCCCUGUGAUUCAUCCGCAUUUUCCAGACGAUGCGCAGGUGGAGGCGAGGAGGAGAGGAAGCAGCCGCUCAGGACGGACGGAUGAAACGGGCAGGGAUGUUCAAUACUCUUAAGGUGUAUUUCAUCUAAGGAACGAACUGUUUUUCUCCCCUUUGUCGGCGUUGCAUUGAUUUGGAACAACUGGCUUGAUUUGGUGCAGCUGUAACCCAUUUUUCCUCCAUGACAAAAGUUUGACUGUUAAAAAAUGAUGCUCUGCUCCGCUCCGCUCCUGUUUUUUCAUGCAAUGCUGUGGAUUCCGGCGUCAGCGUAAGUGGCCAGUCAUCACUUGAGAAAUAGCUGCGAUUAUUUCGGUCUUAAUUUCGGUGCCAAUUUCAACAAACAGAGGGCUUUUAUUCUCGCACACCAUCACUCGCCCGGGAUUGCAUCCAUUUGAAUUAAUGUCGCACUCCAUAAUGGACUUCCUCGGACUGUACUUCUUACAGCUGGCUCUUAUUGGAGUCUCACAUAUGGCUCUCUCUGUGGGCGAGAGGGACUGCCUACGUGCCGGAGACACCUGCUCCAGCGACGACACCUGCAGCCCGCGACUGCGCACCCUCAGGCAAUGUGUAGCUGGGGACGGCAGCGUGAAGCUGGGGCCUGGGGCACGAAACCAGUGUGAGAAUGCCAUGACGGCGCUGCUGUCCACUCCUCUGCACGGCUGCCAAUGUAAACGAGGCAUGAAGAAGGAGAAAAACUGCCUGAGUAUCUACUGGAGUCUGCAUCAGUCUGUGCUGCACGGACUCAGCCUGGUGGAGAGCUACCCGUAUGAACCAGAGGAGAGAGGCUCUGACUACGUUCGUCUGGCCUCCAUUGCUGCAGAGUCUGAAGUAACGACGGUGAACCGCUGCCUGGAUGCUGCCAAAGCAUGUAACAUAGAUGAAACGUGUCAGAAGCUUCGUACGGAAUACGUUUCCUCCUGUAUCCAGCCAUCAGCUCGCUCUGGGCCAUGUAAUCGACCAAAGUGCAACAAGGCGCUAAGGAAGUUCUUUGACCGUGUUCCCCCUGACUACACCCAUGAGCUGCUAUUCUGUCCCUGCACCGACACGGCCUGCGCAGAGCGCCGCCGGCAAACAAUUGUGCCGUCGUGCUCAUAUGAGGACAAGGAGAAGCCCAACUGCCUGGCUCAGCUGCGGAACUGCAAAGCAGACUACGUGUGCAGGUCUCGCUGGGCACAGUUCCAGUAUGAUUGCCAACCUUCCGAGCAGAGCGCCAGUGGCUGCAAGCAGGAGACUUACGCAGCAUGUCUACUUGCGUACACCGGGCUGAUAGGAAGCACAAUAACUCCCAACUACCUUGACAACUCCACAUCCAACGUGGGACCCUGGUGCUCCUGUGCAGCGAGCGGCAACCACAGGGAACAAUGCAAUGACUUCCUCACUUUUUUCCACGACAACGUCUGCCUGAAAAAUGCCAUCCUCGCGUUUGGGAAUGGAUCAGAUGUGAAAAUGGGCGCUAGCCAGCCCGGGAUGCCCAGUCCAGCCACGGACAACCAGAGCCCGCAUUUGGCUACCACUGCCCCGGGCGUCUCCAUGGAAACAGAGCAGAACAUUUUGAGAGCACAGAUACCUACUCAGGUAAACGAGAACGACAGAUUGUGGGGCGAUGAGGGAGACUCCACUCUUCCCUCCCCGGGGCUGUCGGACCGCGGAGCCGAGCCCCUCAGCCUGUCCCUGCUGCUUGGCCUCGGUUGGCUGCUCUUGCUGCUGCUCUCUGACCAAUAAGAGGCCCCGCUCACCUGGCCUCCACGGACAAAACUGCAGACCAGGGGGGGGGUAGGGUGGCUGGGUGUGAAAGAGAGAGAGAGAGAGAGAGAGCGCCAUUUCUGUGUGUCAGAUGGCGGUGGGGGAAAGGGUUGACUCUGUCCUGCCCUGCUCCCCUCUCCCUCUCUGUCACAAAAAUCACACUUAAUCUCUUUUUGUGAAUCAUGACCCAGAGCAGAUGUGUUGUGCAGCCCACGGCCUUGAGAAGACCACCGGAGAGGGUGCCACUACCACAUCACAGGGGUGGGGGGGGUGGGAGGGUGUGGGGUGGGGACCAGGAAGUUCACACCUCAUUUUUUGCUUCAUGCCUGCCCCAAACACAAACUGUUACACAUGACACACAUGCAGACUUUGCUCAUCUGAAAAUAACGUCCAAGCUACAGUGAGUGGGUUCAGAAGGUGUACAGUGAGGAGACACUGAAUAUGCAGUCAGUGCAGGAAAACUCUAAUAAAAAAAAAUAUAUAUAUAUAUAAAACAAAAAAAAAGUUUUUUUUGUUGUCCCUGAACAUUCCUUGAUGUAAAAGAAAAAUAUUAAGUGUUAAGAAUUUUUUCUCAGAUGAACUGUGAUGAAGUGUUACGAGAUUUAUGUUGGAAGUGUGUGUGUGUGUUUGUCCACAUGCAGCACUCUGUCCAUUCAGGUUUGCUCUGUAUUUGCCACAUUUUUUUGUCCUAAUUUUGUUAUGCAGAUGUUAGAUGGAAGCACACGCUAUAAUUGAGUCAGAGCACAAUGAAAGUCUGUUUGUUGUUGUGCUUUGAGUGGCAGGAUGACGAGUUCAUUUCUAAAUAAAGACUAUAUAAAGAAAAGUUAAUUUAAAUUUAACAUUCAAACAAGAUUAGGAAGAGCUUUGAAAGUCUGUAAAAGUGUUUUACUUUAUCAAACAAGGACCUACAUUAGUUAUUAGCCUUUAGUGUAUUGUAAUCUGUUUUAAUUUUUAAAGCUAUAAAUCAUUUUUAUAUGAGUAGAUGUCACUUUGGAAAGGGAGUCUUCAUUUAUUCAUUCAUUAAGCUUUAAGUGCGAGGGCCUGACAAACAUGUGGGUUUGUUCCUCUCCAGAAAUGUAUAAAAAAAAUCAUGUGGCUUUGGUGAAGCAACAAGAGAUGGAAACAAGUUUAUAUUUUUUAAAUGUGUGUGGACUUUUGCCGCAGAGAAAACAGAUAUCUAUAGACACAUUUGUGACCGAUCAUGUUUUGUCGUUGCGGGAGGACUGGUGGAAAACAGACGGUACGGGUUUUGACGCAUGAACGGAUGCAUCUGUCUUUCGAGAGACUUGUGAGAUGAAGGUAGUGAUCCAUGUUGGUCCGCUACCUGCUAUGACUAUUCGCUCGACGUGGGACGGCAGAGGAUUUACAAUAUGUACUGUAUUAAAGCACAGCUCUGCUUUGCAGAACGGACAUGUCUAUGAAAAGUGUUGAGACUCGGAGACCGAAGUUGGUUAGGAGCUAACGCUCUUCACAAGGAAUGUGUCAUCUUCAAUACUGCCACUGAAUUCAGAUAUCUAAAAACAAUAGUUUCACUGAAUUAUUAAAUGACACCAUAUAUGCUGAUUUUAACACAGAGAAAGAAAAUGUGUUGCCCUGAGCUACAAGCAGACCUGAUGAAAAUGACACAUUCUAGUUCAAGAUCGAUCUAAAAUAGCUCACAUUAUAAGCUCAUAAUACUGUCAAAACAGCACAAGAGUUGUUGGAUUUUGUCACAGGAAGGUGUGGAAAAAGUUUUUUCUUUCUCAGUGUUGCCCGUAUAGUUUUAAAAUGAGAACCCAAAUGCAUUUUAACAGGGUUGUAAGGAUGUAAAAAAUAAUAAUAAUAAUACAACACAUAAUUGACUGGGAUUUCACUCAAAUUACACAAAUAUUCUCUCACAUACCUCUAGUGGUACCCAGUCAUGCAGAUAGUUUUUGGUUUCCUUAGCCCAGGUUUUAAGUAUUGUUUACUGAAAUUGCUGCUGCCACCCAAAUACAAUAAAGACCUUUUCUUUCCUUAA
Molecule: messenger RNA, 3989 nt
Organism: Micropterus salmoides (largemouth bass)
Lineage: Eukaryota; Metazoa; Chordata; Actinopteri; Centrarchiformes; Centrarchidae
Gene: gfra4a
Product: GDNF family receptor alpha 4a
Exons: 8
Coding region: 647-1969 (440 amino acids)
Biological process (GO): nervous system development
Cellular component (GO): signaling receptor complex; external side of plasma membrane
Molecular function (GO): signaling receptor activity
Source: RefSeq, a predicted model, not a curated record